This is a messenger RNA of Sardina pilchardus (European sardine), 2458 nucleotides long. RefSeq names its product mushroom body large-type Kenyon cell-specific protein 1-like. Gene Ontology annotation, biological process: positive regulation of transcription elongation by RNA polymerase II. Gene Ontology annotation, molecular function: protein binding. The coding region runs from base 272 to 2458 and encodes 728 amino acids. NCBI's taxonomy places the organism in Eukaryota, Metazoa, Chordata, Actinopteri, Clupeiformes, Clupeidae. The transcript has 5 exons. The record is from RefSeq and is a predicted model, not a curated record.
UUAGUGCUACACGUGGAACAUUUUGAAGCAUUUGACCGUUUUAUGCAUUUCAUGUGAGCUCUUCAUGUUCUUGGAAGUGACAGCGCGGCAAGCAUGACAAGCAAGCAAAGCCAUGGGAGAAGUGUUCAGCUGGAGACAUGAUGUUUGUCAACUGACUCCUGCGAUACUGCUAGACAAAACAAAGGUCACUCAAGGUUCAGAUUAAGUUGACAUUUGAAGUAAACCGCCCGCCAGGUUAGUCAAGCCUGAAGAAGGACAUCGUAAUUUCUGAAUGAAUAAAUCGAUGGGGAUGUUUGAACAGCUGUUGCUGAGGGAGCUGCAGAGGCAACAGCACAGAGCUCAGUUCUGCGAUACAGUCCUGCAGACACAGGGUAUCUCAGUGCCUGUCCACGGCUGUGUGCUGUCGGCCUUCAGCCCUCGGCUCUGCGAGUUUCUGUCCACUCUCCCAGCCCUCCCCGACGGAAAGAGCAGAGUAAUCGAGCUCCAGGCUGUCGAGGCCUACACACUGCUCCGGCUGGUCAGUGCGCUGUACACAGGCACCGUGGAGGGCGAGAGGACAGACCUGCAGAAGGCCGCUGACGAACUGGGCAUCACACUCCCUCCAGAGAAGAUUGAGGAAGGAGAGGACGAGGAAUCGCUGAAGGACGGGACGUUCGGGAAGAGAAGAGGAUCUAAAGAGAGCGAGGGAAAGAGAGGAACUGAGAGAAGGGAGUUUAAGGAUGCGGCGACGCAGAUUGACUCUGACAUCACUUCCUCCCAGUUCAUGUAUGAGAGGCUGAGCUUGGCAGAGUUCCCGUCUGACGUGCCUCCGGUUGGCCACAUGAGUCAGUUCCCGUGGAUUACAGACGGCUGCUUUCAAACGACCGCUGUCGAACACUCUCUCAUGUCCCUCCCUGAUGAUGUCAGCACUGCUGAGGCAAUGCCAUCCACGAUUGAUGACGCCAUGGUGUGUCAGCUGUUCAACCAGGCAGCUAUUAGAGCCCCCGACACCUGCCCCGUCCUCCUCCUCCCCCCGCAAGAUGACCAGCCAAUCGAAACGGAGAGAUUCUGCACGGGCGGUUCCAAAGGCGACAGCAGCGAAGGGGCAUUGGUGGAGGGCUUCGAGCAGUUCGAGGGGAACAUCCCAGAUUUCAUCAGCUACUUCCUGGGCUCGGCGGGGGGGCGUGGGAGACGAGGCCCGCGGGCGCGGAGGAGCCCGCGGAGGGCGAAAGGUGCGGAGAAGCGAGGCGGGGAGAGGGGCAGGCGACAGACGGACAAAGGGGACGAGGACAGGCAGGCCAUCAAGAAGGUGGAGCGGCGCUUCCCGCUGAGAGAGGGACUCCCGGCGGUCCUCGCCUGGACGGGGGUCGGAGGCGGACGCAUCGGACGGUCCCCGCGUCUGCCGACCAGGAAGAAGGCCCGGCCCAGAUUAUGUGCCAGGCAGAACAGCGCGCAAGGGAAAGGACCAGAGCCGAGUCAGGACAAAGUCCCUGUUGUCAAAAAGCAGAGAGGGCGACCGCGGACUCGGCCCCCCCCUCUCGUCGCUCGCAUGCCUCCCCCCGACAUCGCCGCCUUGACCCCCACCCUCCCCCACCUGCCCCCGGCUCCAUCCAUGCUGCACACCCUGCCGCUCCCCUCUCCUACCCCCCCUCCCAGGUCCUUACUGGAACACCUCCUGUUCGAGUUGAACCAGCCCAGCGGAGCCGGAGAGACAUACACUUCAGCUCCCAGAAUGCUCUACCCAUCUGGAAGCGCCCAGCAGCAGCAGCAGAAGCCGGACAGGAACAGAAGCUCCCAGCAGCAGCAGCAGCAGCAGCAGCAGCAGCAGCAGCCGGACAGGGAGGUCAGCGAGAUGCUGGAUCACCUGCUGCUGUCGCUGGAGCAGCCGUCGAACAUGCGUCCGUACACCAUCAUCAAGGACCUGCAGCGGCGCGGCGGAGACGAGGCGAGAGGAGCCGCGCAAGCACGCACACACCUGCACCCGCGCGCCCCUCACCUGAGAGCACCGCCACCGAGACGCGCCUCCCCGUCCGCCACGCCGUACCGUCGCCACUGCCAUCCCGCCGACCGCAAGACGGAAGGCAGCGGCCAGAAGAGGAUCCUGGCGGAGAUCGGCCUGGAGUCGGAGAUGUUUGAGGAGCGGAGGAUGACCAGGAAUCAGGCCAAGCUUCUGCGGACGUCCUCGGCCACCAGCGAAUGGGCCUCCAGCAGCAGCGCGGGGGGAGCAGGCGUUCCCGAUCCGAAGCGUCGGCUGCCGGGGAAGAACAUGAGAACACUGCGACUCAAGCCUCAGUCCCCAUGCCAAGGCGAACCAGAAACAGAGACGCACCUCGGCCCCUCAACCACCCCGGCCAUCGACUCGCUGGACAGAGCAGAAUCCCUCCCCCCGACGGCUGAGCAGGACCAGACCACUGGGGGGCGCUGUGACCCUUUAGGAGCACCCUUAAGUUUGACGGAGACUGUGCAGUGCACAGGUUAG